This is a messenger RNA of Didymodactylos carnosus, 1068 nucleotides long. Lineage: Eukaryota; Metazoa; Rotifera; Eurotatoria; Philodinida; Philodinidae. The record is from the annotation of a GenBank genome assembly.
CAUUGUAUCAUUCUCUUAUUGAGCUCAUGCUCACGUGAACAGAGAAUGACUGUUCACUCCAGUUUCUAUACAGACUCAGUUUUCAUUUUUAGUUCAUCAUAGCGGUACAAAAACAACUUUAGCUUGUCAAACCACACCAAGUCUCGUUACUCGCCUUCAGAGUGCACAACCACAAACAAGAUUACUCACAUCGGGUGCUGUGAAUAGUUCCUGUCAGACAACGCCGCGUACUAGUUUUCGAUCCACAGCAGUCACUGGCAGCUCUCAAACAACACCGUCACGUAUAUCUUCUCAACAAAUUUGCCAACAACAGACGACGCCAUUCUCAUUAAUCACUCGACAAAAUCUAAAUAAAAAAGACACAUCACUUCAUGCUGUGCAGCCUUCAGCAACAGUCCACUUCCAGCUGAUACAUUCGGUAGAAUUACGUCUUCAAGAGCAGGCAGAGUUAAACAGUGGACGACAUAAAAAAACACGAAAUGAAGUAGAAAAAGUGAAAACAGCCACGUCGCAGAAGACAAAUGAUGAUGCAGAGGCAACAUCACGAUCCGGUCGUCGAAAAAUACAUAAGAAACAUAAUACGUUUGUGUCUAGUGACGAUAACAAUAGUAUGGGAGAAGACGUUCCGGCAUCACCAACUUCUUCAAUCACAUCAAAAUCUCGUUUAUAUAUUACCCGAUCGCAACAAGUUGAAACUGUUGUCGGCAGUAAGCAACAAGAAGAAGCCACAUCCAAUGAGCGAAAAACUAAAAGUCGAACUACAAGACAAACGUCGAAAUCCAAAUCAAAAGUAAUUGAGAAAGACCAUAGUCAAAUUGAUUCAUCAAGAACAACGAGAAAGAAUUAUCAAACAUAUAAAAAAGAAAAAAGCACUGAUGACAAUGCAUCAACACCCGACAAACAAUUCUCGUCUUCUAUAACAAAAAAGGCAAAAGCAUCAAAGAAAGAACAUACUGUUAAAGAACCAAUACGAGAUGAGGUAUCGGUAGUCGACGAGGCAAAGGACACGAGUCACACCCGAUCACGACGACGAAAAGCAGCUCCCUAUGCAUCGAUCGAAACGAAAAA